Molecule: messenger RNA, 819 nt
Organism: Triticum turgidum subsp. durum (durum wheat)
Lineage: Eukaryota; Viridiplantae; Streptophyta; Magnoliopsida; Poales; Poaceae
Source: the annotation of a GenBank genome assembly
AUGGACCGUGAAGCCUGUACAAGCCACAAUGUCCUUGAGAGGAUUCUGCUCGAUGAAAGCGCAGAGCCCACAAACCUGCCGUUAUCACUUUUGGAAGACAUCACAAAUUGUUUCUCCCUUGAUCACCAAAUUGGCAGCGGCGGAUUUGCGGUGGUUUAUAAGGGAGUGGUCGGGAAAGGUACGGUUGCUGUGAAGAAGCUGUCAAACACGUAUGGUGUUCAUGAGAAUAAAUUCCAGGAAGAGAUUAAGUGCCUGAUAAAGGCCAAGCACAAGAAUAUUGUACGGUUUCUGGGGUAUUGCGCUGACGCGCAAGGUAAAAUGAAAGAGUACGAGGGGAAUCUUGUCAUGGCAGAGGAACGAAACUGGCUGCUAUGUUUUGAUUAUGCAUGCAACGGGAGUCUCGAUAGACACAUUACCGAUGCAACUUGUGGACUUAAUUGGAGGAAGCGGUAUCAAAUAAUCAGGGGGGUGUCUACAGGUUUAGUUUUUCUCCGUGAGAAGGGUAUUCUUCACUUGGACUUGAAGCCGGCUAAUAUAUUGCUAGACAGUCACAUGGUACCCAAAAUUGCUGAUUUUGGUCUAUCAAGAUGCCUUAGUCAAGCACAAACCUGUGCUAUUACUCAAAAUAUAUUUGGAACAAAAGGAUAUAUGGAUCCAGAAUACAUCAGAUCAGGCCAAAUUGGAUUCGCGUCAGAUGUAUAUAGCCUUGGCGUUAUAAUCAUGGAGAUACUGACAGGAGCAAGGAGGUAUUGCAAAGAUGAGCAUGAGUCGGAAGAUGGAUGGAUCGAUUGGGGGUAUCAGAGGGGGACAUGCAAUUAG